Triticum aestivum (bread wheat) is the source of this 1747-nucleotide messenger RNA. RefSeq lists its product as uncharacterized. Gene Ontology annotation, molecular function: protein binding. The record is from RefSeq and is a predicted model, not a curated record. Bases 110 to 1426 code for a protein of 438 amino acids. The transcript is spliced from 2 exons. NCBI's taxonomy places the organism in Eukaryota, Viridiplantae, Streptophyta, Magnoliopsida, Poales, Poaceae.
CCCAGGCCCAGGAAGACAAUGAAGGCUGGCUAUUUCUUCCUUCGUGCGCCAGCUGCCCAGCCUGGCUCGAUCCCCUUUCCCAAACCCUACCGAAACCCCAACUCCGGCCAUGGAGGGCGAUCUGCCGCAGCCGCCAUCCAAGGUGCUCGACGACGACGAAUUACUCGCCGCCGAGGCCCUCCUCCGCGUGGGCUUCCCCGCCAUGCCCGUCUGCGCCGACAUAAUGGAGGGCGAGACACCGCCGGCGACGGCGGCGGCGGUAUCCAAGGUGCUCGACGACGACAACCUCCUCGCCGAGAUCCUCAUCCGCGUCGGCCUCCCCACCACGCUCGUCCGCGCCGCCGCCGUCUGCAGGCGCUGGCUCCACCACGCAUCCGACCGCAAGUUCCUCCGCCGUUUCCGUGAGCUCCACCCUCCCCGCCUCCUCGGCCUCCACGUCAUUGAGCAGGGCAGGUUUGCGUGGCCGACCGCCGAGCGCUUUGUGCCGAUGCUGCCUCUGCCUCCGGAGCUCGACGCGGUGGUCCGCCGCGUAAGCUCCAGCCUGGGUAGCUACCGGAGGGACGACGUAAGAUCGACCCGCGUCAUUGGCUGCCGGAACGGCAGUCUACUCAUCGAGCACCACAUGAUCGAAGGCAGUUCUAGACUUGGCGUGCACAGGCUGCUAUUCCCUGAGAAAGGCAUGACCUUUGUUCCAGCACGCCCACGCCCCAAAAUCCACAGUUCCGUUCACGCAUACCAGGAAGAAAUCCUCACCAAAGAAGGAGAAGGCGGCUUGUCUUACUUGUACAUGUUGGUGCCGUAUACCAGGGAGAGGGAAGAUGAGGUACAAGUAUAUAUGUUGAAGGAUGGUGUCUGGUGCAUGCAUGGUAAUUUGACCGUAGAUGGCAAGCUCAAACUUAGUCGGCCGGAUGAAGGACCCGUGCUUGUCGACAAUAAGAUCUAUAUUGCAGUUGACCGGAGCGAAAUUACUGUCUUGGAUUUGACGUCCUUGAGUUUCUCCGAAAUUCAGCUCCCACAAGGGGUGGAUCGUGGCGGCAUUGGCGAGCGAAGUACCAGCUUGGCACGUGCUGAUGCCGCUGGUGUAUACCUUAUGCAUGUCAAGGAGCUUCAAAUUCGCCUAUGGCUCCACAAGGAAGGCGACUGGUUGCUAGUGGACACCAUUUGUUUGCGUGAGAUGUUAGCUAGUCUGCGUAUGCUAGGUUCCAAUGCUUCUCUCCGAAUAAAAAGUGUGGGGGACAAUGCUGAGUUUGUGUUUUUGGAGAUGGGUCGAUGCGCCCUCCACUUGGAUGUCAAGUGCAGGACACUGCGUAAAGUCUAUGAGGUGACAGAAGAGGGUGCAUAUUUGGGCGAUAUCUAUCCUGUUAUGAUGAUCUGGCCUCCAGCAUUUCCUGCACUCAAGGAUGAUCCGGCAAGAGAUGCCAUGUGAAGAACAGCCGUAUCAGUUAUGAGCUAGGGUGCUGCUGGGUGGUAUCUACAUAUGUCAGUGAUAAGCUAGGGUGCCAUCAAGGAUGAGCUGAGCUGCAUCAAUCAACUGGUCCAUCUUUUAUUCUUUAGGCUUAAGUAAUGCAGUACACUGGGUUUGCUACUUUUUCUUGUCCUUACUUGAAUUGGAGACUCCUAACAAGCUACGUGGUUCACUGCGUUAUUUUCUUCUCUUUGGGGGUAAAAGAAGCAGCUGCCUGCCUUGACGUGCUACUUGUCAUCCAGUUUGAAACGUGCUUCGCAGGAAGGAAUUCACUUUUCUGAA